Paralichthys olivaceus (Japanese flounder) is the source of this 2784-nucleotide messenger RNA. NCBI's taxonomy places the organism in Eukaryota, Metazoa, Chordata, Actinopteri, Pleuronectiformes, Paralichthyidae. The record is from RefSeq and is a predicted model, not a curated record.
CCUUUUCUUUUGUUUACCCAUCGUCCCUCUGAGUUUACCGACCCAACCUUAGCGACUCAACUAUGGAGACUGUCCGAGCAGCAUCACCGUCCGACGGAGACAAGUAAACUUGCCCAUGAACUGGAGCAGCAAGUGACACCAGGAUGGGAGGGCUAGCGAGACCGUGCCAGAACUGAGGCCAAACUCUCACUCCCCUGCUGCAUUUAGGACUGCUGCUCAUUUUUUCGUAGCAACUUGAUGGUAGAGCUGUUUGUCAAGAAGAUAAGCCCUGGAUAUUUCCUUGUGUUUUUCUGCCUAAGCAGAGCCUGGGGGACGAAUGAUGACUGACUGAAACCAAUUGAAUCGAUGGACUCGAGAAAGUUCCCUGGCACAAUGUUAAGGCCAGCAGACACAUCAUCCAAGAGGCGUCCGUGUGGUGGAAGUGGGCUGAACUUGCCUCCUCCCCCCCCUGCCUCCUCCUCCCUCCAACAGGGUCGUAUCCAUGCCGUGGAGGUGGCACGAGGGAGGACAGGGUACGGCUUUACGCUUUCAGGUCAAAGCCCAUGUAUCCUCAGCUGCAUCCUGAAAGGGAGCCCUGCAGACUAUGUGGGCUUACGUUCUGGAGACCACAUCCUCUCUGUUAAUGACAUCAAUGUGUCCAAGGCCUCGCAUGAAGAUGUGGUCAAGCUGAUUGGACGCUGCUCUGGUGUUUUGAAACUUGUCAUCGCUGAGGGAGAACGUCACAGGCGCCACCAUCACCACCAACGGGCUGGAAAUCGCCAUCACAGCAGCAAUACGAUGGGAGCAUCUCACCUGGACUCAUGCUCGAGCGAUGAUGAGUUGGAUGGUUUCUAUGACAACAGUGUUAACAAUAACAAUAACAGCAGGUCAGGCUGUGGAGCUCGCGGGGGUUUGUACAAACCCAAAUUGGAUUCUAAGCAGCUGGGCAUCAACAGGGCAGAGAAGGUUGUGGCGGAGCUGCAGUCCGGAGGAAUCUUUAACAUGAUCUUUGAGAACUCCAGCCACUCGUCCAGUAGCUCGGACAAGGAGAGGCCGUUGGUUAGUUCAUCAUCAAAGCCUCGUCCUCUGUCUGAUCCUGAGUUCCCACAGUAUCGGAACUCCUCUUGUUCCCAGAGCAAUCCCAACCUUCUCUCUGAGGAGGAGAUGGCUCAAGUUCUGAAUGACGAUUCAGUCUUCCUGGACUCAGACUUCCAUCAUCUCAACAUUCACCCACAUGAAGAGCAAGACGUGGAUGUAGGAGAUGGGGGCGAUUUGGGCCUAGAGCCUGGUGAAGGCAUCCUCAACGUGGGCAUGAUUGUUGGCUAUCUGGGCUCCAUUGAGCUGGCCUCCUCUGGGACAAGUUUAGAGAAUGACAGCCUGCAGGCCAUCAGGGGCAGCAUGAGGCGUCUCAGAGCCGAGCAAAAGAUUCAUUCAUUGGUCCUAAUGAAGGUCAUGCAUGACAGUGUGCGUCUGUGCAGUGACAGGGGUCAGGUCCUGGCCACCUAUCCUGCAGAGAAACUAGCCUUCAGCGCUUGCUGUCCCGACGACCGGCGAUUCUUUGGACUGGUCACGAUGCAGGCCACGGACGAGCAUGACUAUAAUCGCUUUAGCAACGGACGAGAUGAAGAUGGUGGUUUGAGGACUUCCUGCCAUGUGUUCAUUGUGGACCCAGACCUCUGUCAUCACCAGGUCCAUUUAGGUGUAGCCAUGAGGUUUGGCUUUGAGUGUACCCCCGACCCAGACACAGGUGGCUGCCUUGAAUUCCCGCCCAGCUCUCAGCCUCUCCUCCACUUUGUCUCUGUCCUCUACCGAGACAUGGGCGACAACAUUGAGGGGGUUCGGGCCCGGGCCUUUCAUGAUCCAGACAACGACGCCCAACAGAACCACAGCACCAGCAGCAACAGCGAUAGUGGGAUUGGAAACUUUUUACCAGAGGAGAAGAGCAACAGAGUGCUUUUAGUGGACCUCGGAGGUCCUCCUAAUCACAACCACAUCUCUGGGCCACGCCACUGGGACAGCCCUCCUUCCUCCCAGCAGGCCUGGAGCCCCACCCUAGGAGCCACCGCCUCUCUCCCACCUCCUCCUCCUCCUCCGCCAGCUCUGAGAAAUGGCCACUACCGCCACGAUCCACACCUGGCUGACCUCCCUCACCCUCUACCCUUGGCUCACACUGACGUCUCCAGCAGGCACUCACGAGGGGUCCACCCUCACCACUACUCACUGGCGAAGCGGGGAGGAGCUGUGGGGGGAGGAGAAAAGAGAGGGGCGGGAGGAGCAGUAGGGGUGGAGCCACAGCGGUGGCUCCCAGUCCAUGUGCUUAGAGACUGGCGUCAGCAGCACCACCACAGCCACCUCCAGGGCCUGAGCAGCGACCAGGAGUCCUAUGCUGAAUCCACUGACGGGUGGUCAUCGGCCAACUGCAGCACCUUGCCUCCACCCAUGAGUAAGAUCCCUGCAGACCGCUACCGGGCCCCGCUAGCCCCGGGAGACCACCUGCCACCACCUGGAGGGAGCCAGCCUCCUCCUCCGUCACAUCCCCACUCCCACACCCACCGGCUGGCUGUUCAGAAAGAUGAGUGGGCCAAGAAGCUGUUUGGUGCUGGAGACAGGGAGCGGCCUGGAGCAGAGAGAGGUGAAAGAGAGAAGAAACGAAGGAAUGCAAAGGAAGGAGAGAAAAAGGGUGGUCGGUUCCGUGGUUUGACAAUGGGCUUCCCUCCUCUCCCGCAGCGCUCGUCAGCCCGACGCUCCUUUGGACGCUCCAAACGGCUCGGCUUGGCCCGCUCCCUGGACGACUUGGAGCUGUAA